Molecule: messenger RNA, 1266 nt
Organism: Erythranthe guttata (spotted monkey flower)
Lineage: Eukaryota; Viridiplantae; Streptophyta; Magnoliopsida; Lamiales; Phrymaceae
Product: zinc finger protein ZAT5
Source: RefSeq, a predicted model, not a curated record
CGCUGUAAUAAAAUACAAACAUAAUUUACAUGGUGGGAUUUAUGUGAGUGAAAGACCUUUUGAAGUGUGUGUGUGUGUGUGUGUGGUUUGAAGUUGGAAACUGAAGCAAGUAAUAUUGGUUGGCUACAAGCCAGCUACUUCAUCUUUUGAUUGGGAUGAUGAAAAUGGAAAUCUCGGAGGAUUUUUCGGGGUCUAACGAUCAGGUGAUCGUUAAAGGGAAGCGCACAAAGCGGCCAAGGCCGUCGUCCUCCACCUCCUCAAGCAUCGCCGGCGGCGGCGAGUUUUACAAUAAUAAUAAUAAUUCAGUAUUGAUGGUUUCAUCUCCGGCGACCACAUCGAGUGCGAUGAGUACAGAAGAAGACGAGGAUAUGGCCAACUGUUUGAUUCUCCUCGCACGUGGGACGACUUCACCUCCACAACUAGUCUACGAAGAAACCAAGGCUGCGCCGGCGGCGGCGGAGGAGAAGAAAUUCAGAAGCCGGAAAUUCACUGAAAUGGCCGCCGCGGCGGCGACCGGGAAAGUAGGCGGCAGCUACGUUUACGAGUGCAAGACUUGUAACAGAACUUUCCCGUCGUUUCAGGCGUUGGGCGGCCACAGGGCGAGUCACAAGAGGCCGAAGCCCACCGCGGAUUACGAUCAGAAAAAGUCACCCCCGGCGGCGCCGCCGCCGGAUGUGGAAGAAGAUGGGCAGUUCAUCACCGGAGCACAUAAUACUACUUUAAUUACUCCUCCGCCACCUUCAACAACAACAACAACACAGUUGCUACCGCCCAACAACAAAAGUUUCCACCAUGAUUAUAACCAUCACAACAAGCCUAAAAUUCACGAGUGCUCAAUUUGUGGUUCGGAGUUUGCUUCAGGGCAAGCAUUGGGCGGCCACAUGCGAAGGCACAGGCCGGCGGCACCUAGUAAUACUAACACCACCACCAGAACCGGCGGCGCGAGUACCGAAACCGAUUCUUCGUCGCCCAAAAAUAUGCUGGCGUUGGAUCUCAAUCUUCCGGCACCGCCGGAAGAUGACAAAUUCCAUCAGUUUCCGACCAAACAGCAGAACCGCCUCGUCUUCUCCACGGCGGCGAUGGUGGUGGAUUGCCACUAUUAGAAUAAUAGGCCGAAAAGUCAAUGUGAAUAAUUAUUUUUUUUAAUUACCACUACUUUUGGUUUUUUCUUUUCAAUUUUUUUUUACACUUAUAAAUUUACAAAAAUACCAUUAAUGUUGAUUAAUUAUUUAUUGCUAUUGCUAAAUUGUUAUUGAUUCUUUGAUU